AGUGAUUGGCAGCGGUGCUGGGAGAGUGAUUGGCAGCGGUGCUGCCAGAGUGAUUGGCAGGGGCGCUGCCAGAGUGAUUGGCAGGGGUGCUGCCAGAGUGAUUGGCAGGGGCGCUGCCAGAGUGAUUGGCAGCGGUGCUGCCAGAGUGAUUGGCAGCGGUGCUGCCAGACUACUACCACCACCAUCACCACCACCACCUCCACCACCAUCACCUCCACCACCAUCACCUCCA
Procambarus clarkii (red swamp crayfish) is the source of this 232-nucleotide messenger RNA. NCBI's taxonomy places the organism in Eukaryota, Metazoa, Arthropoda, Malacostraca, Decapoda, Cambaridae. The record is from RefSeq and is a predicted model, not a curated record.